Molecule: messenger RNA, 1937 nt
Organism: Scatophagus argus
Lineage: Eukaryota; Metazoa; Chordata; Actinopteri; Scatophagidae
Product: THAP domain-containing protein 5-like
Exons: 3
Coding region: 43-1119 (358 amino acids)
Cellular component (GO): nucleus
Source: RefSeq, a predicted model, not a curated record
CUGUACCCAUGGCUUCUGUGUUUUUAAAAAUGUUAGUCACAAAUGUGUCUCCAAGGAGCGUUUUUAUGUAGUUUCACUGCCGAUAUGCCACGGUACUGCGCUGUGAAAGUUUGUAAAAACCGCGGGGGAACUGCAUCAAGACAAGAUAGCAAGAGAAUUAGCUUCUAUCCGUUUCCCUUGCAAGACAAGUCCAGGCUUCAGAAAUGGGUUGACAACAUGAAGAGGGAGGAGUGGACCCCGAGUCGACAUCAGUACCUGUGCAGUGAGCAUUUUACAGAGGACUGCUUCGAUAUCCGAUGGGGCAUCCGCUACCUGAAGAGCACAGCCAUCCCGACCAUUUUCCCCUCUACUGAAGACGUUGAUGGAGAUAAAGUUACCACUAUUAAAAGAAGCCCCAAGGCCAAACCCAGGUCUUCAGACAUUGACUUUGAGCCUACAGGAUUUGUCUCUUCACUCAGUAAGAGGCCUCUCAUUUUGAGCAGAACAUGCAAAAAGUUCCAGUCAUGUACAACAGACGUUGUUACCAAACACACAGAGACAACAUUUGAAGCACUUCUGGUGUCGGACAUCAGUCAUUCAAAUCUCUCAGAGAUACAGACUAUUGCUUGUGAGACAACAGGUGACAGUGGAAUUCCAGCAGCAUCCUGUCUCGCAAUGUCCCCGUGCACCGAGCCCCGUUCUGAAGAACAGGCUGACCCGACCAUGACUGUGUUGUGCUGUGAGACAGUGGGCCCUUUCACAGAUGGAGUGGCAAAUGUGGAUGCAGCUGCCCUCCAAGCAGCACUGGGCCAGACUUUAAGCUUUGUCCCUGUGGAAAUGAUUGAGGAGAUACCGGCAGGCUGUUUUUCAGAAGAGCAGGGACCCGAUGAGGGAGAGAACAUUCCCAUUCAUGAGCACUCAUACUGCAAACCGGACACAGACGAGGAUCAGCUUUGGCGUAAGAUUUUGAGUUUGCAUGCAAAGAUCUUGGAACUGGAUCGCAAAGAGGAGAGCACUGUGGCCAAAAUCCGUGCUCUGGAAACUGAGAUAUCCCUUCUGAAGAGAGACAGUGCUGUUUUUAAAGAGAAGCAGAAAGUUUUAGAAGAUUAUAUAUCAUCCAUGUUGUAUCCAUGUAAGUAAUUACAAGCCAUGGACUUGAAAUGAGCACUUUUCUUCAACAACUGAGUCACUUUUGUUGAUAAGUUGCAUUUGCUCUUGUACAUAAAACACAGUAGCGCAAACUGUGUCUUCUAAAAGUGUUUUGGUAGUCUGUGUUCUGCAGCAUUGCUCCCAUAUUUCCAUAUGAUAAUAAAUCUGUUUUGGUCCACAUGGUGACACUGUUUGACCACCUUUACAGGAUGUGUUUCAAAGCUAAGUGAAAGCGCUGAUUUUCUGUGGCUUUUUGCUGACCAUUGCUGAUUCAUAGCCAUCAAGUUUUUCUGUUUGGUCACUGUAUGUUCCCGUGUGAUCAAUACUGAAUCCUAGCUUAUUAGUGGUUCUUUUUCAUUUUCAGUGUACAGUGCCAACAGCCUUUAAUCAAGUGGUCUGUGUGUGACAGUUGCAUUUGUUCAGUUUUUUGGUCCAGUUUAAAAUUUCUUGGUGCAAAAGUAGCAUGUUUUUAUGAUGGAGUCAAAUGGUGAGUUUUUAAGGACUGCCGUGCAAAAAGAUUUUUUCUUAAACUCUGGUAACUGCUUGUUAUGUUCAUAUGCUUCAAAUCAGUUCUUUUGAUGAUGUUCAAAAGACAUCAUUCACAAACAUUAUGACUUGAGUGUCCGUCAUUUACAAUCAUGUCCCUGGUAACAGGGGCUCAUUUUCUUCUGUGCUGUGCUUGAUUGCCUGUACCACCCUGUCAUUGUGUGCAAUCUCCCUUAAGUCCAAACAGAAAAAUCAGCAGUGGAUUUACAUUGCAGUAGAAUAAAGUGUACUGUGGAUGUGCUUCUCUAGGGGCCCUGUCCACU